Messenger RNA from Rosa rugosa (rugosa rose), 2337 nucleotides. Its product is annotated as probable folate-biopterin transporter 3. Bases 147 to 1646 code for a protein of 499 amino acids. The record is from RefSeq and is a predicted model, not a curated record. Gene Ontology annotation, cellular component: membrane. The transcript is spliced from 5 exons. NCBI's taxonomy places the organism in Eukaryota, Viridiplantae, Streptophyta, Magnoliopsida, Rosales, Rosaceae.
CAAAGUCAAAGUCAAACAAACUAGAUGCAACUUCUCUCGUUUUCUGAUGCAAGGAGUGCAUUGCACACAGGUUUAACUUCAAACAGAAGUUCUCUACCAACUGGGUGUCUUUUGUUUUUGUCAAUAUUUGCAGGAAGAGUAGAACCAUGGAAAUGGAGGCAGACUCUCAGGAAAGAGAAGCUCUCCACCAUGAAGCCCAGAACAAAAAGGAGAAAUUUUUUUCUGUACAGGGUCUCUGGGAUUUGCUAUGGUCUCCCAUAAAUUGGUUCAAAAUGCUCAGUAGUGAGUUGCAUUGGAGCUUUGUGAUCAGCGUGGUCAUAGUUUAUGGUAUCAGUCAGGGUCUGAGUAUGGGAUUGAGUAGAAUUAGCAUACAGUAUUACUUGAAAGAUGAGCAGAAAGUGCAGCCCUCUGAGGCCCAAGUGUACCUGGGAAUCAUUCAAAUUCCAUGGAUGGUUAAACCACUUUGGGGUCUUUUCACUGAUACUCUUCCUAUUCUUGGGUACCGCAGAAAGCCUUACUUUGUUUUUGCUGGUGUAAUUGGGGUUGUCUCCAUGCUUGUGCUAUCACUGGACAAGAAAUUAGAUCUUACAAUGUCCCUGUUGUCCCUGAUGGUGGGGAGCGCUGGAGUAGCAAUAGCAGAUGUGACAAUUGAUGCUUGUGUUACAGAAAACAGUAUUAGUCACCCAUCCCUUGCUGGUGACAUGCAAAGCUUGUGUGGACUGACCUCUUCAGUUGGGGCACUGGUGGGAUUCUCACUUAGUGGAUUUUUCGUUCACCUAUUAGGGCCUAAGGGUGUGUUUGGGUUGCUCAGCAUUCCUCCGGGGCUGGUCAUUUUUGUUGGGAUGAUGCUUAGGGAAUCCCAUUUGCACAGCUUUUCUCAUAGACGGGUCCGUGAAAAGUUUCUGGAUUCUGGAAAGGCUAUGUGGACAACCCUAAAAUGCAGCAGUGUAUGGAGGCCUUGUUUGUACAUGUAUUUGUCACUUGCUUUGAGCUUGAGUGUCCGUGAAGGAAUGUUUUACUGGUACACAGAUGCAAAGGGGGGGCCAUCUUUCUCAAAGGAGGUUGUUGGGUCCAUAUUCUCUAUUGGUGCUCUUGGCUCCCUUUUUGGGGUCCUCCUCUACCAAAACUUCUUGAAAAGUUACCCUUUCCGUGAUGUGCUUUUCUGGACUCAGUUACUCUAUGGUAUAUCAGGAUUGCUAGACUUGGUAUUCGUGUUGCGCAUAAAUUUGAAACUCGGUUUACCAGACUAUCUUUUUGUGGUGAUUGAUGAAGCAGUUUCUCAGAUGAUUGGGCGCCUUAAGUGGAUGCCUCUUCUUGUACUUAGUUCAAAACUCUGCCCUGCGGGUAUAGAAGGCACUUUCUUUGCUUUGCUCAUGUCCAUUGAUCAUGUUGGGAUUCUCUCAUCUACUUGGGCUGGAGGCCUCUUACUCCACAUCUUGAAUAUCACACGGACACAGUUUGAAAAUCUUUGGAUGGCCAUUUUGAUUCGGAGCAUAUUGAGAAUUUUGCCAAUUGCACUGCUUUUCUUAAUACCUCGAACUGAUCCGAACUCCUCCAUUCUUCCAUCUGAGAUGUUGAGGAUAAAAAAAGGUGAUGAUCUUGAGUCUGAAAAUCUUGAAAUGGCCUCCCUUGUCAAUGGUAUCUGACCAGAACUAAGGAUGAAUACAAGUCGAUUGAAAGGAAGAUCAACCUAUAGUGACUGUUGUCGAUACUGGAGAUUGGGUUCUUGAAAUGCCAGAACUACUUCUCUGAAUGGUGGCCUUUUUCAAGUUCUCCAAAUUAGUAAGAGUAUGAUUAUUACCACGGUCCAGAAUGUAGGUUUACAAGCAUCUCUUUUCACUGAUAGUUUGUUACUGGUUUGAGGUCCUUCAUCCUCGAGUUUGUCAUGUGCAUCUAUAAUCCGAAUUUCGUAUAUGUUGAGACAUCUUGAUAACUCCAGUUAUACCUCCCUUCAGUAGCAAUAUAACCAGUUCGAAGAGGGAGUGAAUAGAUUAAACACAGGCCAUGCUUUAUUAUGCCCUUGAAAUAUUGAAGAACAGUGGCUUCGCUCCAGAAACUCCACGGUGAACACUAACUUAUUUUGUUUUUCUUAGUGUUCUGUGUUCUAAUAUUCUUGUAAAAGCUGUUUACUAUAAGUGAUUGAUCCGUUGCAACUGUAGUUUCUACACUGGUUUGAAACAAGAGAAACAAUUUCAUUUGUCACUAAUUCUUUUCAAUACUUUGUACAACAAACAAUUUUUGAAGAUUAACUUAAAAAUUUCAGUACAUGCUGUUCUUAAACUUGUGUAAGAACUUAAUUUCCAUUAUAUGAAGCAACAGGCAGAGCAUUUGUGAACC